GGCACCGGAACGAAGAUGGUAGUGAGUGGGUUGCUGAGGAGAUCUCUGUUAGUUGCCGUUGGAUUUUGCUGCAGGAGGGUGCAAUGUUGGCCCACUUCUUUGCAGAGCCAACCUCUGUUAUUAGCUAAUGUAUCUCGCCUUGUGGCAUGCCAACAAUUAUUAAACACUCGAUUAAAUAGAAGGUGCUUCUCAGCUGGUCAAGAAACUGAAUCAAAGUCUGGUACAUCCCAGGAUACAGUGACACUCAGUGAUAGCUGUGUUAAGCAACUACAGAAAAUUUUGGAGAAGGAUGAGUUCCUGAGGGUACAAGUGGAAGGAGGUGGCUGCUCGGGAUUCCAGUACAAAUUCGUACUAGAUAAUACAAUAAACUCAGAUGACAGGGUCUUUGAACAGGAUGGCGUUUGUGUUGUCAUUGAUUCUGAUAGUCUGGAGUACUUGAAGGGAGGCACAGUGGACUACAGCAAAGAACUCAUCCGUAGUUCAUUCCAGAUAUUGCACAAUCCGCAAGCAGAACAUGGAUGUUCCUGUGGGAGCUCUUUCUCCAUUAAAUUGUGAAGUGAAGAAGCUUAUCCUUUCCACCAUGUUGAAAAGAUGCUCACAAAAACAAGCUUGGCUAAAGAAAAAUGCAGAGCCAAGCUUAAAACAAAACAAUGUCCGAUAUUACAGCCUUGCUGAAGAUUACAAAGAAAAUAAAUAGGUACAGAACAUUGGAGUUACAUUAUUUAUACUUGGCAAUGCAAUACAGUGAGAUGUUUUGAAACACUAUGUGCUACUAAUAAUAAAGGUUGCACAGUAUCUUUUAUGAAGGCCUUGUACUUUUUCAGAUUGAAAUAAUAAGGGCAGACAAAGCAUUAAGUAAUUGGAUCCACAGCCCAAGAAAUUGGAAAACUAGGUUCAGUGUAUCUGACCUGAAGAAAUGUACGGCACUGUGUCUGUUGGGUUUGCAGCUUUUGGUAGAAGUGGCUGUGUAAUAGACUCUUACCUGAACUAUGUAUCAGUGACCUUUACUAGUUAUCAUUGAGAUCCCAGUAAAAUACAAAGCAACAGCUAAGAUUUAACUUUUUAAUUUGGUUUGGUUAAUCUUGUUUCCAGAGUUCUGUUUCUAACAUUGAAUAUGUUGAAGAGCCACAAAUUUUAAUAAUUUUCGGACAUUUUAUUCAUCAGACAAAGUUUCAUGAAUCUUGAAGUGUUGCCCAUUUAAAAUUCUACACUAAUUAAAACCAUAAAUUACAGCAGAGGCCAUUCAGCCCAUUUUCCCUGUAGUAGACCUGUCCCAUUAUUCCAAUUCCCUGCCCUUCACUCAAAGUAGUACAGAAUUUACAUAAUUUAUUUAUUUGAUUGCUAUUUGGAAGCACUAUUGAAUCUGUUUGCAAUCCUUUUCCACUUCUUUCCCUCACCAUCUACCAACAGUUUUUAGUCAAUUACCUUAAAUUUGUGCCUGCAAGGGAACUUUCCUGCUAGAAUAAGUUCAACCUAUAUUUCUUUUAGAAUCCCUUUAUAUUGUCUGCCUUUAUGAACUCUUCAAAACCUUCUCUGCUUAAUGAAGAUCAAUGUUAGCUUCUCUGGUUGCCACUUGUGUUCUAAAAUUGAUUAAAACCUUAAUGUGGCCAGUUGCUUCCUAUUACAAGAUGGUAACUCCAAUAUAAUCAUGAGCUUCCAUAACAGCUGAGUUAAGACUGGUUUUCACCAAAUCCUGAACUACUAGAGAUCCUUUUUCCAAGUGUUCCUUUUUUUCCUGAGUUGGUACUAGAACAUAGGCCACCGGUGUCAGCUUGCCAAAGUCCUCUGUCCUGGGACAGUCUUUAAUGGUGUCUCCAGGUGUAGUCCAUCUUCUUGGCGUAUCCUUCCUCUCCUCAGGAUGAGGUCUUUGGAGCCUUUGUUGGUGUUUCUAUAACUCUGGGUUUUUAAGGGAUGUGUUGCUAGCUGUGUGUCAAACCCACCUCUUUUUGUAGCCGGGCUGAGGACUGUCCAUGGCAGAGCUUCCCUUGAGUUGAUCUCGCUAAAAAAUAAUAAUGUAAUUACCAUGAAGAAUACAUUCAUUGUUGCUUUUUAAAUUUAAAAGAAAUGGAAUAAGGGGGUUGUUGGGAUGGAGGGGUGUGGAAAUCUUGAACAAACUUUUCCUACCAUUAGUUUGCAUGAUGCUGGGCAGCUCUGUGAAGACGAGUAUGAAGCAAAAUUAUGAAACCCUACUUCCAGUAUUAUGCAUAAAGGAAGCACUGUCAAAGUGAACCCUUAUUUUAUCUGUACUGGCGACUCCUCAUUUCAGAUCUGCUUGUGGAGUGUUCUGUACUCUGGUCACUCCUGAGUUCAGGCCAACAUGUCCUAGUACAGAGUUGACUUGUAUUAAAUUUAGUUAAUAUAAGAAAAUACAAAUGGUCUCUCAGAUAAGAAGGGAGAGAUCAUUUAUAUUGAAGGUCCCUGAAUGGUGUAAAAUAUUUUUUCCUCCUAACUUCUGCUUUCCAUAUUCCUUUCUUCAUCAUUGUGUCUUUAAAAAGAACAUUUGUUAUGAAUUUUAAAUGUUUUUUUCUCUCUGAUACCACUUUUGUCCUUGGCGUUUGCUAAGCAUUUGCCAACUGAGGUGGAACUCUGCAGCCCGCUCAGUUUUAUGCUCUAAACAUUGCCCUCUAGUGGCACAUAGAAUAAUAGAUAUUUGAGACCAUAAGACUCCAACGCAGAAUUAAUGUCAUUUGGCUCAUUGAGUCAGUUCCACCAUUCAAUCAUGGCUGAUUUACUUUCCCUCUCAACCAUAAUCUCCUGUCUUCUUCUCCCCAUAACAUUUGACACCCUUACCACGCAAGAACUUAUCAAUCUGCACUUUAAAUAUACCAAAAACUCAGUCUGUGGCAAUGAAUUCCACAGAGUCACCACUAUCUGGCUGAAGAAGUUUCUCAUCUGCUCUAAAGGGUCUGUGCCCUCCGAUCCUAGACUCUCCCAUUAUUGUAAACAUCCUCUCCAUCUCCACUCUGUCUAGGCCUUUCAAUACUCAGACGUUUCAGUGAGAUCCCCACCCCACUGCCCCCCAUUCUUCUGUAUUUUAGAGAGUACAGGCCCAAAGCCAUUAAACACUUCCUUUCAUUUUCAGAUCAUUUUUGCGAUACUCCUCUGGACCCUCUCCAAUGUCAACACAUCCUUUCUUAAAUAAGGGGCUCACAAUAAUUCAAGUAGAGUCUGAACAAUGCCUUAUAAAGCAACAGAAUUACACCCUUGCUUUUAUAUUCUACUCCUCUCGAAAUGAAUGCUGACAUUGCUUUUGCUUUCUUUAUUACCAACUUAACCAACAAGUUAGCCUAUAGGAAAUCCUGCACUAGGACUCCCAAGUUCCUUUCCAUCUCCAAUUCCUGAAUUUGCUUCCCGUGUAGAAAAUAGUCUAUGCCUUUAUUCCUUCUACUGAAGUGUAUUUCAUCUGCCACUUCUUUGCCUAUUCUAAUCUGUCUAAGUCCUUCUGCAGAUGUCCUGCUUCCUCCACACUACCUGCCCCUCUACCUAUCUUUGUAUCCUCUUUAAACCUGGCCACAGUAGUUUCAAAGGUUCAUUUUUUUUCAGAUUAUACUACUAUGAAAUUGGUCAAUUUGCCGGGUAGCCAGCAAUUCCAUCAUUCAGAUCGUUAACAUAUAACGUAAAAAGUAGCAGACCCAACACCAACCCCUGUGGCUACCACCAGUCACUGGUAGCCAACCAGAAAAGGCCCUCUUUAUUCCUACUCUGUGCUUUCUGCCAGUUAGCCAAUCUCCUCUCUGUGCUAGUAUCUUUCUUGUAAUACUAUGGGCUCCUAUCUUGUUUAGCAGCCUUGUGCAGUGCUUCAUCAGUCCUUUUCAAAAUCCUGAUAAGCAACAUCCACUGCCUCCUUUGUCUGUCUUGCUCCAACAUACCCCAUAGGAGCAUAAACAAAUUUGACCUUAUGCCACAUAACGAAGACAUUGGAACAAAUGAUCAAAACCUUGAUUGAAGAAACAAAUUUUGUGGACAAUUAUGAAGACCAAAUACCUUGUAAUCCUAAAUAAAUCGUUUAUUUUCCCCAGAGAAUGUAAACUGUUUAGAACUGACUCUCACUAAAGGAGAAGAGGUACUCUUCAAGUGUCUAACGUCUCAGUACCUGUAAUUAAAUGAUAUCUAUAAAUUAGCAUAAACAUGGUAUUUUUGUUCCUCUGCUGCCUUUUGCUGCAUUCAGAAGGACUGUGCAUAUAUCAUAACAAAAAGAGUUGGAGAGGUCUGCUUAUUGAUCUUUUUCAGGAAAAGCAAAUGGUGUAAGAUUAAAUUUAUAAAAUGCAGGAAGAACUCAGCAGGUCAGGCUGCAUUUGUGGUAAGAAGGUUUUGAGCUGAGACAUCAGGAAAUGCCCCUCCAUCAUUUUGUGUGUGUCACUCUGAAUUUCUAGCAUCUGCAGAAUCUCUUGUGUUUAAGAUUAAAUUUAGCAAGUUUUACACAAGCUAUUUUGAAGUGCUCUUCCUGACAAUGUAUGUUGGUCCAUGCACUCUAAAAAGGAAAUUAAAGACAUAUUUUCAGCUACUUUAUAAAAUGAAAAUCAGGCAGAAUAUACAAACGGUACACCAGAUUGUUGUUGCUUGCUUAAAGCCUGUGUUCAUAUUGAAUUAUUUUGCAAGUGUUUUAAUUAGGGUGCUGUAGGGAAGAUCAAAGCAAGAACAUGCAUUGGCACAAAUAGAAAGUUAGCAAAUGCCAUUCUCUAAAGUUCAAUAUUUGAGUGCUUAUUUUCUUUUCCUUUCCAGUUAGUUAUAUAAAGUUAAUACCGUUGGACAGCUGACAAGUGGAACAUUCCAUCCCUGCCUGUCCUCAAUCGGGCCUCCCUUCAGAUUCAGAUUUGUUGACAAUGAAUCUAUUUUCCUUUCAGAAAUACGUUGCUGAGUGAGAGAAUUUGUUCUGGUAAAAGAAGGUUAGCACGCCUGUGAAGUGGGAUUGACCACAGUCUUGAGUUAAAAGCAGAUAUGAAAGCACUAUGGCAAUUUUCAGCAUUUGUGCUUUCUUAUGUUCAAAGAUAAAGGUGAGAUGAAUUGUUGCUUUGUAUGCAGUAGUGCAGUGGUCAUCAUUUGUAAUGUGGCAAAACUUGUAAAUGCUUUAUUUUAUGAUAUAAUAAAUAUUUUGCACUCUUCAAGCUGUUUUUAUUAAUGCACUCUGGUAUAUUGCCAGUAGGUUUUGGUGAAAUAGCUUCCAUACCUUAACAAGACCUUGUAAAAUACAUUAUCCAGUUAAUGUAGCAGGACGUGUGGAUGUACACUCUGUGUUUCAUUGGGUGACAGCCUUGGCUUUGCACCAGGACUUUUGUUCUUUAGUUCAAGACCCUCUCCAGAGAUUUGAAGACAUGUUCCCGCUAAGUGUAGUUAUAUGGAAAUGUAGCCCUUACAGAAGAAGAAUCAUUUCACAUGACAGAAGACAAAGUUCAGAAAUAAACAGUGUAAAACAAAGCUCUAAAAUCAGGAAUUACCAAGGGAAAGUUCUAUAGUUUCACUAGGAAGAUGAGCACUUCUCCUUUUGAUAAUAUCAUCACCACAUUUUCAAAGAGACUGGUUGCAUCUGACAAGCUGUUGUUUAUGGCUGAAUCCCCAGAAGACUGCCUAUGGAAGAACAUGAUUGUAAAAGUUCUUCCUUUGAUUUUUCAUCUCAGAAAUAUAUUUGACAGCUUGGCCCAGCAUCAUACCUGUAAUAAUACAAGUUUUCUGAAUAAAAUGCUUCAACCAGGCCUGCCUUCAGAUUCAGAUUUGUUGAAAAUGAGCCCAUUGCCCCCUCUGUAAU
Mobula hypostoma (lesser devil ray) is the source of this 5743-nucleotide messenger RNA. RefSeq names its product iron-sulfur cluster assembly 2 (gene isca2). The transcript is spliced from 4 exons. Bases 16 to 555 code for a protein of 179 amino acids. Gene Ontology annotation, molecular function: 4 iron, 4 sulfur cluster binding; iron ion binding; 2 iron, 2 sulfur cluster binding. Lineage: Eukaryota; Metazoa; Chordata; Chondrichthyes; Myliobatiformes; Myliobatidae. Gene Ontology annotation, cellular component: mitochondrion. Gene Ontology annotation, biological process: iron-sulfur cluster assembly. The record is from RefSeq and is a predicted model, not a curated record.